AAAUACGAACAAACCAUUUCGGACGCAAUUUACACAGUAUCAAAGCAAGCUAGGGGUUAAGAUUCCCAAGUCAAUUGUGGCGAACAGAUCGACUGAGAGAUCAAGCAGGAGCAUAUGCUGUGUGAAUUGGCGUUUCUAAAACAUCAUCUUUGUCUCCAAGGGUGCUGACUGGGGAAGCAUUCAUCUUUGUAUUUCCCAGCAGUUUGAACUUUAGUUCUUACUGAGCUGGAGGUUGAUAUCCAAUGUCGAGAUUUAUUGUUGGUGGAAAAGUUGUAGACUCUGUUGACUUGUUAAGGAAGAGACAUCUGAUAUGGUGUUUGGAUGUUUUGCCCUUUUCUAUUCUCUAUGUUACAUGGCUGAUCACUGCAGUUCCUGCUCUGGACUUUCUAGAUGCUGCAAUAGUUCUUGGUGGCUUGAUUGUUAUCCACAUUCUCGUGGUUCUUUUCACAGUUUGGUCUGUUGACUUCAUGUGUCUUGCUCAUUAUUCUAAGGUUAAUGAUAUUCACCGUGCAGAUUCAUGCAAAAUUACUCCAGCAAAGUUUUGUGGUUCAAAGGAGAUUGUGCCACUUCAUUCAAGGAAAAUUGUAGCAGGUUCUACAUCUUCAGUAGAUAUCGAAGAGAUAUAUUUUGAUUUUAGAAAACAACAGUACAUCUACUCACAGGAGAAGGAUAUGUUUGGCAAGCUUCCUUAUCCUAACAAAGAAUCAUUUGGCUUUUACCUGAAAAAUACUGGCCAUGGCUCUGAAGCCAAAGUUCUUGCUGCUACUGAAAAGUGGGGAAGGAAUAUCUUUGAAUAUCCUCAACCAACUUUUCGGAAAUUAAUGAAGGAGCAGUGCAUGGAACCCUUUUUCGUAUUUCAGGUCUUUUGUGUGGGUCUUUGGUGCAUGGACGAAUUCUGGUAUUACAGUUUGUUCACUCUGUUUAUGCUGUUCAUGUUUGAGUCCACAAUGGCAAAAAGUCGUUUGAAAACACUGACAGAGCUUAGACGCGUGAGAGUGGAUAACCAGACUCUGAUGGUGCAUCGUUGUGGCAAGUGGGUUAAACUCACUGGAACAGAUCUUGUGCCUGGUGAUGUUGUUUCCAUUGGUCGCUCUAGUGGGCUUGAUGGAGAAGACAAGUCUGUUCCUGCUGACAUGCUUAUUUUAGCUGGAAGUACGAUUGUAAAUGAAGCCAUCUUGACUGGCGAGUCUACUCCUCAAUGGAAGGUUUCAAUACUUGGAAGGGGCUUGGAGGAAAAACUAUCAGCCAGGCGAGACAAAAGUCAUGUUCUUUUUGGUGGAACAAAGAUAUUGCAGCAUACACCAGAUAAGACCUUUCCUCUUAGAACCCCAGAUGGUGGCUGUUUGGCAGUGGUUCUACGAACAGGUUUUGAGACUAGUCAAGGAAAGCUAAUGAGGACUAUUUUAUUUUCCACUGAGAGGGUUACUGCUAAUAGCUGGGAAAGUGGGCUUUUCAUUUUAUUCUUGGUAGUAUUUGCCAUAAUAGCUGCUGGCUACGUGCUCAAAAAGGGGUUAGAGGAUCCAACAAGGAGCAAGUACAAGCUUAUCUUGAGUUGUUCACUUAUAAUCACUUCAGUCAUCCCUCCGGAGCUGCCAAUGGAGUUGUCAAUAGCAGUUAACACAUCUUUAAUUGCACUUGCUCGAAGAGGGAUAUUCUGUACUGAGCCAUUUCGGAUUCCUUUUGCUGGGAAGGUCGAUAUAUGUUGUUUUGACAAGACUGGAACGCUUACUUCAGAUGACAUGGAGUUCUCUGGAGUUGCUGGGACAACUGAUGAUGUGGAUCUAGAGACUGAUAUGGCUAAAGUUCCCUUACGUGCUUUGGAAAUUCUUGCUUCAUGUCAUGCUUUGGUUUUCGUGGAUAACAAGCUGGUUGGAGAUCCUCUUGAAAAGGCAGCUUUGAAGGGUAUUCAUUGGGCAUAUAAGUCCGAUGAGAAGGCUAUGCCAAAGAAGGGAGAUGGUGACACAGUUCAGAUUAUGCAGAGGCACCACUUUGCUUCUCAUUUGAAAAGAAUGGCAGUAGUAGCUCGUAUUCAAGAGCAGUUUUUUGCAUUUGUGAAGGGUGCUCCAGAAACAAUUCAAGAUAGACUUGUUGAUCUCCCUCCCUCAUAUGUUGAGACCUAUAAGAAAUACACUCGCCAAGGUUCCCGUGUUUUGGCCCUUGCUUUUAAGCCCAUUCCUGACAUGACAGUUAGUGAAGCUAGAAGUUUGGAUAGAGAUGUUAUAGAAAGUGGGCUAACUUUUGCUGGAUUUGCGGUGUUCAACUGUCCUAUACGAGAAGAUUCAGCCAGAAUUUUAUCUGAAUUGAAAGCCUCAUCCCAUGAUUUGGUGAUGAUCACUGGUGAUCAAGCUUUGACAGCUUGUCAUGUUGCUAGCCAAGUGCACAUUGUGUCAAAACCAGCAUUGAUUCUUACCCCAGCAAGAGGUGGUGGAUCUUUUGAUUGGGUUUCACCUGACGAGACUGAGAUCAUUAGCUACAGUGAUAAAGAGGUCGAAGCGUUGGCGGAGUCCCAUGACCUCUGCAUCGGAGGGGACUCAUUUGAAAUGUUGCAGCGAACUUCUGCAGUCCUGAAAGUCAUUCCUUUUGUUAAGGUUUUUGCUAGGGUUGCUCCUGAGCAGAAGGAACUAAUUAUGACCACGUUUAAAACAGUGGGAAGGAUAACCUUGAUGUGUGGUGAUGGGACCAAUGAUGUUGGAGCUCUUAAACAGGCACACGUCGGAGUUGCCCUGUUGAAUGCGAUACCUCCUGCCAAAACCCCAGACUCAUCAUCAGAAAAAUCAACCAAACAAGGUCCCAAAACUUCAAAGCUAAAGAAACCAAGAUCGGUGACAGAGAAUGGCGAAGGAUCUUCAAAGAGUAAAGCCCUUGCAAAAUCAGCCCCAUCCAUUCAAUCACGCCAUUUAACCCCCGCGGAAUUGCAGAAACAGAAAUUGAAAAAGCUAAUGGACGAGAUGAAUGAGGAUGGAGACAACGGGCGAUCAGCCCCCGUCGUUAAACUCGGCGACGCUUCAAUGGCAUCUCCUUUUACAGCCAAACACGCUUCCGUGGCCCCCACCACUGAUGUCAUUCGUCAAGGCCGAAGUACGCUUGUAACCACCCUCCAAAUGUUCAAAAUAUUAGGGCUCAACUGUUUGGCAACCGCGUACGUGUUAAGUGUCAUGUAUCUGGACGGAGUCAAACUAGGCGACUUUCAAGCCACGAUAAGCGGAAUCUUCACCGCCGCCUUCUUUCUGUUCAUUUCACAUGCGAAGCCUCUGCCCACUCUAUCGGUGGAAAGACCACAUCCGAAUAUAUUCUGUUUCUACGUUCUACUAUCGCUAAUGGGUCAGUUCGUUAUCCAUUUGUUCUUCCUAAUAUCUUCCGUUAAUGAGGCGGGAAAGUACAUGCCUGAUGAAUGUAUUGAGCCUGAUUCGAGCUUUCAUCCGAAUAUGGUGAAUACGGUUUCGUAUAUGGUGAGUAUGAUGAUACAGGUUGCGACAUUUGCUGUGAACUACAUGGGGCAUCCUUUUAACCAGAGUAUAUCAGAGAAUAAGCCUUUUCGUUAUGCUUUGUUGGCGGCGGUUGGGUUCUUUGUAGUGGUUGCGUCUGAUUUGUUUAGGGAUUUGAAUGAUUGGUUGAGGUUGGUUCCCAUGCCGGUUGGGCUGAGGAAUAAGAUAUUGGUUUGGGCGUUUUUGAUGUUUUUCGGUUGUUAUGGUUGGGAGAGGUUGUUGAGAUGGGCUUUUCCUGGGAAGGUUCCUGCUUGGAAGAAAAGGCAGAGGAAUGUGGCUGCUAACAUGGAUAAGAAGAAAAAGUUGUGAAAGAAGAAGUUAUUUUACAUACAACAACAACAGUACACAUUACAAGGGUUCUUUAUAGACUGACUUCUUUUUAGUUGGGUUUAAUUUAUUGUUAGGUUUUGAGGAUUCAUUCUAUUGCAUUAUUAUUAUUAUUAUUACUAUUACUAUUGACUUUGGGUAGUAGUAGGUAAUAGGGGGUGUUAUCUUUCUUUUCUUUUCCUUUCUUAUUUGGUGAAUUUGCUUACAUAUCUCUCUUUCCCCCUUAUGGAUAUCUACUAUUAGUAACUAUAUUAGCUCAAUUGUAUG
Messenger RNA from Impatiens glandulifera, 4079 nucleotides. RefSeq names its product probable manganese-transporting ATPase PDR2. The record is from RefSeq and is a predicted model, not a curated record. NCBI's taxonomy places the organism in Eukaryota, Viridiplantae, Streptophyta, Magnoliopsida, Ericales, Balsaminaceae. Bases 243 to 3794 code for a protein of 1183 amino acids. Gene Ontology annotation, cellular component: endoplasmic reticulum membrane. Gene Ontology annotation, biological process: intracellular calcium ion homeostasis. The transcript is spliced from 22 exons. Gene Ontology annotation, molecular function: ATP binding; ATP hydrolysis activity; P-type ion transporter activity.